GUCAUCUUUUACUACACGGCUUUAUUAUAAACUCAUUUAUAUACACAUCAUCAUGAAAUAUCUAAGCACUAUAACGAGUUGGUUUCAAAGAACAAAAGGACAUCACUCACAAAAUGAAUCAAUGCUCAAGGGACGAUUUAAUGAUUUGCCAGAUGAAGUGAUCGUUAUAAUUCUAUCAGACCCUGUACUAGACCUGGAAACUCUUUAUAAUAUGAUGAAGAUUUCUCAGAGGAUAUUUCAUCUAGUUCACCAUGUAUUUGUAAAGUACAGGCUUCCAGCCCUCGACGUGGUCGUAUGCAUAGAUCAAGAAGGACGCAAUCGCUCAACAACCCAAUUUGGAAUCCAGGAUUUUAACUUGGAUAAACACUGCAUCACCUUUACCCCAUGUACGCCGACGAGUAGAAGAUACUACGCAGACAAGCAAGCACCUGCCAUGCGUUUUACAAUGAUAACGGAUGGUUAUUACACACCUACAGAUACAAAUCUGACAAGCAAACGUGAUAAUGCAGUCAUAAAUAGAAACCAUGCUGAAUGUACCGAAGAAAGGAUGAUGUAUUGUAAGGUUAAAAUGGAAUCACAAAGUCAGAGAUUACGCAAGAUCAAUAAACAAGGUCAUCAUUAUAUCAACCGAACAAGUUCUCUUCAGAGAUCGACACGGUGGGAAUUUGGAUAUCAAAUAAGCCAUGUAGUUCAUAAGGAAUACUAUCUCCUACCUCUGUAUUUGGAAAUUCAUCUUGAUUUUUUAAUUCAAUUGUUCAAAAUGAGGGGCGAAUGAAUUCAAUAAAAAAUAACAUGUCCAAGGUUGC
Molecule: messenger RNA, 806 nt
Organism: Rhizopus microsporus ATCC 52813
Lineage: Eukaryota; Fungi; Mucoromycota; Mucoromycetes; Mucorales; Rhizopodaceae
Exons: 1
Coding region: 53-775 (240 amino acids)
Source: RefSeq, a predicted model, not a curated record